CUCUCCAUAAGAACCAUGUCUUUGGAGGAGAUUCAGUCCUUGUGGGAAGUGCCGUGUAUUGCGCAUUUCUGCUCCUUGUUUAGAUCAGCAUUCGACCUCCCAGACUUUGAUAUUGAGGACUUGGAGGAAGCACUACUAGACUCGACAAAGGAGGAAAAUGUCUUCUUUUUGACAGAUUUAAUGUGUAAAAUCUUGAGGGGAUACUAUGGCAGAGAUGAUAUUGAAACCUAUAAUUGUGAGGUUUUCCUAAAAGACACUUUGAAGUACAACUGGGAAAUGUUAGAGAAAAGGGAGGAGAACCCACUUGCAAAUGCAGAAUUUAAGGAUCUUCCUCUGAGGACUAAAGUAGAGAUUUUACAGUGCCUGUGUGAUUAUAGACUUGAUGCCACUGAUAUUCUGGAUCAGCUGAAGGGAUUUGAUGGUGAUAAUAUGAGAAUAGAACCUCUGGGAAAGGAUGCUGUCGGAGCAAAAUACUGGUACUUCUACGGGAGUCGCCUCUAUAAAGAAGACCCAGAGCCUGAGGAGGUUAAACAAAAAAGUAAGAAAAAAGAAAAGAAAAACAAGGGAGAAAAUAAAAAGAAGAAAAAACAGAACAAGAAAGAGGAAACAGUGAAAACCUCAAGAGGACGAAAAGUAAAGAAAGCUAUUAAAGAGGAGGAAAGUAGUGAGGAAAAUGAAGAGGAAGAGGAGGAGGAGGGGUCAGAUUCAGCCUCAGAUGAUGAGGUCAGUUUGUCCCAACUGUCCAGUAGAUCCACUCCAAGGGGCAGAAAGAAAAUAAAAAAUGAUGAAAAUAAAACACCUGGCAGGCAGAAAGGGAGAGUGGCAGAAUUGAAAGACAGUGAGGAAACCCCUGUACGGAGAAGUAGCAGAGGACGCCUUCUUACAAAAAAGGGACCAUUGUACAGUGACAGUGAACAGAGCCCAGCUCCAAAGCAGAAUGUCAAAAACAGAAUGACUGUGCCCACCAAUUCUGGUAGGAGGAGCUCACGUAGAUCUACUGCAGCAGUAGAAAAAGAGAUUAACAGUGAUUCAGGAAUUGAGGAGGAAAAUGAGGAUGAGAGCAAUACCCCAAGGUCCUCAAGGAGGAAUUCUUUGUCAAGCAUGAAUGACACAAACACACCUAGAUCUCGAACUGGAAGAAAACAAACAUUGGUUCCAAGAGAGGGUACUCCUGAAAUGCCACCAAUAGUUCAACGAGGAAGACCUCGGAAGAAAAACAGCAACAACAAUGCAUCUACUCCAUUCCAAUCAUCAUCCAGACUUUCAUCUCGCUGUAAUUCUGAGGACAGCAUGGCUCAGACUGAGGUUAGUGUUGCUCAUUCUGAGGACAGCUUGGCCCAGGCAGAGGACAGCAUAAUCCAGGCAGAGGACAGCAUGGGCCAGACUGAGGACAGCAUGAAUCAGGAUGAGAAAAACAUGGCCCAGGUUGAAGACAGCAUGAAUCAGGCUAAGGAUAUGGUCCAGGGUGAAGACAGUACACCCCAAAUUGAGGACACCAUGGUUCAAGAUGAGGACACUUCAGACAGCAGUGAAAACAAAUGCAGUAGAAAAGGAAAUGUUAAUGAAGUUCAUGAGAAAAUGGAAGUCAAUGGAGACACAAAAGAUCCUGUCGCUGAAGAGAGAUCCGAGAGCAAAGAGGACAAAGAUACGACAGAGAAGAAUGAGGAAAUUCCUCAAGAAAAUGGGGAAAAUAAACCAGUCAAAGAGAGCACAGAGACUGAAAAGGAAGAUGGAGAGGAUGAGGCAAAUGAAGAAGAUGAAGAUAAGGAUGAUACUAAGUCAGAAUUCAUGGAAGAUAUCAAGGAGGAGACAACUCUUGAUGGUGAAGAUAUAAAGGAGAUUCCCAGGAAACUACGAGCUAGAGCCACAGCAGACAGCACCAGUAUGGUCAGUGAGGGCACUGAUAAAAUGACUCCAAAGAUGGAAGUCAAUGAAAAAAAAGAACGCCAGCCAUAUCCAAAGAGACCACUGAAUCCAAACGUUCGCUGGCACCUGAUCUGUGUGGAUAUGGAUGACUGGGAAGGGUUAGCAGAAUCACUGAAGGAUAGCAAGGUCAAAUGUGAGCGUGACCUUUACAAAUGUAUUGUGGAGGACUUCUUACCAGCCAUUCCUGACAUCAUUGAGGCCAGGCAUAAAGAGAAACUCCGACGAGAACAAGAGAAUAUGCCUCGACGAAUGUCUUAUAGAAUUGAGCUCAAGCGACGUGAGCAAAUGGAACAGGAGAAGAUUUUGGCUGAGGCCAAAGCUGAAGAGGAUAGACAGAGGCAAGCUGAGGAAGAGGAAAAGAGGAAGAAACUUGAGGCAGAGAGAGAAGAGGAGGAAAAGAAAGCUCGAGAGGAAAGACAAAGGGCAAGAGAGGAAAGGGCCAAGAGAUUAGAGUUGAGGGAACAAAGAGCUGCCCUCCUGGCUGAGGGGAAAGAAAUCCCCCCAGAGCUGAUGUAUGUUGCCAAUACUGGUCACAGCAAAUAUGUGGAUGAUCAUGACAGUUACACUAACAGAGUAGAACUAGAUGAAGAAGUUGUGGAGGAGAUGAAUAAAGUGUUGGAAAUGGUGAAAGCCCACAAAGAUGCCUGGCCAUUUGAGGAACCUGUCACAGAGGAAGAUGCACCUGGCUACCAUGACAUCAUUAAGAGACCUAUGGAUUUAUCCACCAUUGAGAAGAAGCUGACUAAUAGAGUAUACAGAAGCAAGAACAGAUUUGUCCAGGACUUGAACUUAAUGCUGGACAAUUGUCGACAGUUCAAUGGGGAAAAUAGUGAGCUUGGGGAGAUGGCAGCAAGGCUACAGAGAUUUGUCAAUAGAAUUGUGAAGCAGCACUUGGAGAAACAUGUAGGUGCCUAUGAGAAUGACGAAGAUUUCCGGAUCAGUCGAUGCGAGGGCAGCGUGGAGAAAAGGUACCGCCCCAAACGUGGAGCCAGUUCCAGAGCUCGAGACACACUCCGACGGGCAAUGGACGAUGAAGAAUUUGAUCAUCUCACUAUGGAUGAUGAUGACUCCAGAAGUAGUAGUCCUAAGCCUGUCAGAGUCAAUAAAAACCGACUCAUCCCAGAGUUGUCUUCAACUGUUAACCUUAGAGAAUUGAUCAAAAGGCCUCUGAUAAUCAAUCCCAACUCAAACAGCAAAUUAGAAUGGGACCCAGAGAAAAAGGUUGUUCGAUUAAAUGGGCAGAGUCCUUUAAAUCCACAGUUUGUGUCCCGUGGGGAGAAUCCACAGUUUGUAGCAAAAGAGGAAUCCAAGAAGUUCUCCCCAUACCAGGUGAAAUCAGGAACAAAGAACAACUGUUUUAUCAUGGACCAGUCUGGAAAUCUUCAACACUCUAUUGUACACAAUGGGAAAACCUUCAUCUUUCAACAGAAGCCUACUAAAGUAUCGACUAAAACUGUCACGCCUGUCCCACAGAGAAGUCUCUUGUCAGCCGUGUCUACAGCCCAGAAAACACCAGAAAAGUCACCAGGUCAGUCUGAAAUCCUGGCAGGUCAUGGACAGAGUGGAGGCACCAUGAAGGUCAAUCUACCCAUCACCCAAUCAGCCUUGACCCCAGGGAACCAGUUUGUGGUGCAGACCCCACAGGGACCUAAAACCAUACGUAUUGUCUCCACCACUAACCAAGCACAGACCACCUCCACCAUUCUGCCUACAGUGGUGACCAAGCCUCAGGCAACCACAACGACAUCAGGGGAGGGCAUCAAAGUGUCCGGGGGAAUGCUUGUCCUUGAUGGACAGGUCACAGGAAUUCCUGUGUCAGGAAAAACCAAGAUAAUUUAUAAAGCUCCAGCUGGUGUGGGUUCUCCUGGAGUAUCCUCAGGGAAAACUAUUGUUAAACUGGUCACCACUCCAGAUGGCAAUAAGAUUUUACAGAAUGUAGGACAACCUGCCAUUAUCAAAGCCAUGGCAACACAGCCUUUAAGGCCAGCCACCCAAUCACAGCCAGCCAUCAUACAGGCUCCACCCACAAAUCAAGCCAUCAUCCAGUCCCCAUCCAUCAGAACCACUUCCCCCGUGGCUCAGCCAAACCCUCGGGGGCGUCUCCUACCAGAGCUUUCAGCAGAGUCAGGCUUCAGUGGCUUUGUUCCAAGCAGGCUUGAGGGAGUGGAUAAACCCUCAACAGAAACUCCUCAGAGUUCUGUGGCUGCCACCCUGGUUAAGAAUCUGGGUGCCACACCCAUACAUAGCCAAGCCCAGAAUGUGAUUCUCAGUAUGUUGCCAGGCAGUGACUUACUUUUGCCUACCCCUGUACAGAAUAUUAAUAAAUACAUUGAUGAUGAAGUGUAUGCAAAUGUAAGUGGGGAUCAGAAUAAACAAAAUUUGUCCAACAGAGACUCUGUAACAAAUGAUCAAAGUGUGAUUAAUCAGGCGAUCAUAAGUACGGCCAGUGUUAGUGUACCACAGAAACGGAAAUUAGAGAGCUCCGACAGUGAGAUACCACCCAAACUCUGGCAGGGAAGUGACACAGUAAUAGACAACCAGAACAUUUCUAAUGUGAAUGAGGCAUCCACCAUUUCCAGUAUACCAAUAGGGAUGUCCACUGAAUCUGUGGUUUCCAAUGUCCCUGUAGAUUCGUCGGUGCAGCUUGCAUCAAAUACACCAAUUGUUUCCAGUUUCCCAUCAGUGUCCAGUGUUCGCAUAGGAUCUAGUGUACAUUUAGUUUCCACUACUCCAAUUGUCUCAAGUGUGGGAGGCAACAUACAACUCUUAUCCUCUUUGCCAGUAGUUUCCAACAUACCUGCCAGUUCAGACAUUCAGAUUGUGCCACUAGUAACCAGUGGUGUAAACAUGACAGCACAAAACAGGCCAGUAGUUGAGUCUCCAAGUAGGAAAGGCAAUUUGUUUGACAAUUUAGAGACUCUUGUGCCAGACACUAAACCUGCCACAGUGAAAAAUGGCAUUUCUGAUCAGGAACCUCCAAGUCAAAGUUCAUCUCCACCCAAGGCUUCACCUCCUGUCUUUAAAUUAUCCCCAGAGGUGAUGAACAAAGUCUCAAUGUUUGCUGCAAAUCUCCACUCCAAUUCCCUGGCCAGCAAACUACAGGGGCUGACAAAAUCACCAACUAGAUCAGCUCCAGUUCAGAGUGUAAAUAUGGCCAACAUCUUAACCAAUCCAGUCACAGCAAACCUUACUACCAUGGCAACUGCAAUACCACAGGAACAACCAAUAUUAGUGCAUGGUGGGAAUUUGGAGGUCACUCCCUCUUCCCAGCCAGAUGUGCUUGUUACAGGGCCUCAGUUUACAACAGAGCAGUUAGUAGAAGCAGGCUUGGUACCUAAACAAGACCAUGUUUGACAGAUGGCUUAGCUAGACCAUUGUUUACUAAUCAGCUACAGCAGAGCAAGAAGAGACCAACAAGUAAUGAUCAGCAGGACUGAGGGGGAAGGAACCAGUUUAUACAGCAUAGAGGAACCAGAUAAGAUGAUAUAUCAUGUAUACAUGUUUGCAUUUUCCCAUUUGUGUUAGUGGAAAUAUGCAUUGGAAGGUGGAUGUUUGAGAACUUAAAAUUAAUUUAAUUAUUGUGAUGAUUGAGAUUUGCAUUUGUAUCUGAACAAUUUUCUCUUUAUUUGUGGUCGCAUUUGUACAUUUAAUGAAUUAUUCAGUCAUUGUUGCCUAUGGGUAAGAUAUCUGUAAUUUUGUGUGAAACUCUUAGAGAUGAAAUUAAAUGUGUAUAGACUGUGUUAAUAGCAAAUGUUUACAUGUUUACAAAUAUAUGUUGCUCCCUGAUAAUUUUAAUUGCAACUAAUUUCUCAUUGAACACUUUUUCACCACAUUAUUAAAUCUAUUUAUUUUGAUAAAUGUAAUGCUUUUUCUACAUCUUGGGUUUUUGUCACCAAUUUUUUUUUUUAAGGAAAAUAGGAAUUUUGUCAGUCUAAUGAAUGAAUGAAUUUCACAAACUUUUUUGAUAAUGUUUGAUAGAUGAUAUGGUCUUCUGAAAACUUUGCCGACCAAAAUAUUGGUGUUGUAACUGGUGUCCAGGAUAAAGUAAUCAUCAUUAUGUGUUAGGGCAUUUAUUUUUUUAAGUAAGAUUUUCUCAUAUGGAUUUUAUGACACAUCUGACUUUUUGAUCAAAUUGUGUGUCAACAGCAAAUAAAAGAUGUACAUCA
Messenger RNA from Saccostrea echinata, 6092 nucleotides. RefSeq names its product trichohyalin-like. Gene Ontology annotation, cellular component: CERF complex. Gene Ontology annotation, molecular function: protein binding. The transcript is spliced from 29 exons. The coding region runs from base 16 to 5280 and encodes 1754 amino acids. The record is from RefSeq and is a predicted model, not a curated record. Gene Ontology annotation, biological process: chromatin remodeling. NCBI's taxonomy places the organism in Eukaryota, Metazoa, Mollusca, Bivalvia, Ostreida, Ostreidae.